UUAGUCCUUCAUUAUGAUGGGGAGAGACUAGGAGUGGCGGCGUUUGACUGACAACGUCACUAACCAAUCACCAACGAGCCGGCACUGCGAGGCGGAGCCCGUUUUGAAGUGCAUUUGUGCACUUCUUCAAGAUGGCGGGGCUACGAAUAAAUCUGCCAGAGGAAUCCGCAGGAGAAUGGUGAUCAUUGUCUUGAUCCCACAUUAGGCUGAAUGCAUUGUGAUUUCCAAUAAUUGAGACAGUGAUUCUGAAAGCUGUCUACAUUAAUGAAAAGAACAAUGUAGUCAGCUUAGCAUAUCCAUCUCUGAUACGUGUUAUAUUCUGGAAUGUGCCUCUGCAUGCAUUCUGCUUUUAGAUAAGGACAAAUAAACAGGGUAGAUUUAAGUUAAUUCAUAAGUUUUAAUUCUAAAUUAAUAAAAAUGGAAAUAGAUGACAUUCUUCCACCUCUCCCUUUGGAGCCACCUAAUGAUUUUGGCCAAGAUGAGGGCAGAGCACCUCCACCACCUCCCCUGCAAACGUCCAGUGACGCAGAGGUAAUGGACGUUAGCUCUGGUGGUGAUGGAUACAUAUGCACCCUAGAGGAUGGGGAAGCCAAACCACAGCAGCCCCUCAGCACUGGCACAAUUGUUUUCUGUAGCCAGCCCUCAAAUGAGGCCAGUCACACCAACCCACUGUGCCCCAGAACAGCUCGUCACGCUCCCCCUGUAACCAAGUUCCUACCAGAUCUCAAGCUGCUCAGGGAUGUUAAGGUUCGUGUUAGCUUCACUGAAAGCAGCUGUAGCAAAGACAGGAAGGUUUUGUAUACAGGUGAAGGGCAAGAGAGAGGCAGCGAUGAUUGUUUAGACAAUGUGAAUGGUGAGUUGGCUUUCUCCUCAAGUGAUCAGUGGGCAGCCGAAGAUAGUUCAAGAACAGCACAUGGAGCAGGUAGUGUUGAGGAGGCUGAGGUAGACCUUGAGAACAAAGUAGAGUAUGCCGUCCUGGAUGAGUUGGAUGACAUCUAUGAAAAUUUCGUGGAUAAUGAAGAUGAAGAAAGUGGCGGUUUUAAGUCCGAGGUCAUAGUUCAGCAGGAGCAAGCAGACGAUGAGUCCAUGGCUUAUGAGGAGGAAUUUGACAAUGACGUUGACGCUCUGCUAGAGGAGGGCAUGCCGGUCCCAAAAAAGAUGCGUCCAGCAGAGGACAAAUAUGAUGGUGACAGCGAUCAUCGGUCAGAUGGAGAAGGAGGUGUUCAACCCAUGAUGACCAAAAUUAAAACUGUCUUGAAAAGUCGGGGACGUCCACCCACUGAGCCACUUCCUGAUGGAUGGAUCAUGACAUUCCACAACUCGGGCAUUCCAGUCUAUCUGCACAGAGAAACUAGAGUAGUAACUUGGUCCAGACCCUACUUCCUUGGAACUGGCAGCAUACGGAAACACGAUCCUCCAACCAGCAGCAUUCCCUGCUUACACUAUAAGAAGAUGAAGGAACAUGAUGAGAAGGAACUGAAUGGCAAUGUGGAUCCUCAAGCAGAGGAGUCCCCUGUUAAGCCCAGAGUGGAGGCAAAUGGUGACGACCAUGUAGCGAACUCCGAGAACACAGCUGAGGUGCACGAUAAUGUGCCCGCCUCCAGUCCUGCUAACGGUGACCUAGAGGGUGAGGGCAUUACCAACCACAGUCAGCCUGGUAAAGAGGCCCAAGCAUGCGACAUUGCUCAAGGAGCCCUAGGACAAGUCAGGGCCAAAGUGGAGGUGUGCAAGGAUGAGUCCAUUGAACUUGAAGACUUUCGCCUAUACCUGGAAAAGUGCUUUGAUUUUGAACAAGUGACGGUGAAGAAAUUCCGCACGUGGGCGGAGCGACGGCAGUUUAACAGAGACAUGAAGAGGAAACAGGCUGAAUCAGAGAGGCCAAUCCUGCCUGCAAACCAGAAACUCAUUACACUGUCAGUCCAAGAUGCCCCGACUAAGAAAGAAUUUGUCAUCAAUCCCAAUGGGAAGUCUGAAGUUUGCAUCUUGCAUGAAUAUAUGCAGCGUGUCCUAAAGGUUCGGCCUGUUUACAACUUCUUCGAAUGUGAGAACCCAAGUGAACCCUUUGGCGCGUCUGUCAUCAUAGACGGCGUCACCUACGGCACAGGGACAGCAAGUAGUAAAAAACUUGCCAAGAAUAAAGCUGCAAGAGCCACACUGGAAAUCCUGAUCCCUGACUUUGUGAAGCAGACCUCUGAGGAAAAGCCUGUUGAGGCAGAUGAACUUGAGUAUUUUAAUCAUAUCAGUAUAGAAGAUUCGAGAGUGUAUGAGCUGACCAACAAAGCGGGGCUUCUUUCACCGUAUCAGAUACUUCAUGAGUGCCUUAAAAGAAAUCAUGGGAUGGGAGACACUAGCAUAAAAUUUGAGGUGAUACCAGGGAAGAAUCAGAAGAGUGAAUAUGUGAUGACUUGUGGGAAGCAUACUGUGCGUGGUUGGUGCAAAAACAAGAGGGUUGGCAAACAGUUAGCAUCUCAGAAGAUCUUGCAGAUGCUUCAUCCUCAUGUGAAGAACUGGGGCUCACUGCUGCGAAUGUAUGGCCGAGAGAGUAAUAAAAUGGUCAAGAAGGAGAGCUCAGACAAGAGUGUGAUCGAGCUGCAGCAGUUUGCUAAAAAGAACAAACCAAACCUUCAUAUUUUGAACAAAUUGCAAGAAGAGAUGAGGAAACUGGCCGCACAAAGGGCGGAAACGAGGAAGAAACCCAAGAUGACCAUCAUGGAAUCUGCCCAGCCAGGAAGUGAGCCUCUCUGCACUGUUGAUGUUUGAGGAGCCUAGCCAGACACCACACUCACCCUCUUUCAGCACUGCAUCAUCGCUAUGUAGGAUCACGUCGUCAUGCUGUUAGAACUGCUUGCUUCUUUUACCUGUGUGUAGUUGGAUUGGCUGGUAGACAUCAGGGUAGGACAUAAUGCACUAACAGACCGUAGCCCAAAUACCAUCUACCUCUCUAGAUGCAUCCCAGCUAUGGUACAAGAAGAAAGUCCUCCAGGGUGCAGAUAAGGUGGCAUGACUUAAACAUGGUAAAAAUACAAUCCAUGCACAUCUUGACUGCAAGAAGCACUAUCUACCAUGUUUUUUUUUUUUAAAGUGUCUUAAUAGCUCCAUUUCAGUACUAGCCCCUGUGUUUUUGCGAUUGCGUAACAUAUUUGAAAGGGACUACUUGUAUUUAUACCGUUCCAUCGGGAAAUGAAAUUAUGUAUUUUAUUGGUUGGUGUUAUGGCUAGUAUGGGGAGUACACAUUUGGUGUUUUUCUUCAGAAUUGACUUGGUUUGCAUGCUUGAAAACAUGUUGUGAAGUGAUGACUAUUCUGAACAAUUAUGCACCUGCCCCGUCUAAAAAUCACUCCUUUCUAGUGAUCUUUCGUAUUCUAACAAAUUUGUCCCCCACCAUUUUGCUCAACCCCAGGCCACACACUGCCAUUCCCUUUGGUCUUGGCUUUUCAACACAAUAUUUGGUACUAAUUAACAUGUCAUUCACUUUGCAUUUUGGUGCCCUUAACCUAAAUUGUGUACGUCAUGAAGGGCUUUGAAGUGUAUAGAUUGGACCUAAAACCAGGAAUUGAAAAGCCCAAAUCCCCUCUAUGAAAUAAAGCAUUUAUCUAGCAAAUUUGUAUUUUUAAAGUAUGUCCACAGCAUGUGUUAAGAUAUGUCUUAAUGUACUUUGUAUUGGUUUUGUGUUUACCAUUCUUUGCAAAGCUGACCAUGCGUAUGACCUUAAAUAUAAAUAUUGCGCAGAAUGCAACCUUGCAAAAUUGAGUUGGAAGGCUGACAUCAAAAUUCAGUCACGUCAUUUAUUCCAACACAAGCUUCUGAAACUAUACCAAAGCCUAAAAUCCAGUCAUAUGCAUUUUAUAGACUACCUAAUGUUGCUGCAAACUAUACAGUCACAAAAAAAUCUGUAUAAGAUAAAAAGACAUGCUAAAAUAGAAAACUGCUGUGCAUUUACGUAUUUGGCUUGUGACAUCCUUCAGAUUUUUGCUUCAAGAAUGUGCUUUUUUUUUUUGUCAAGUGUUUCAGUGUGAGAAUUUCUUUUACAUGUUAUGCUCUUGACUUGUUUGGGAUGAUGAUGCCUACAAAAUGAAGUACAGUAUGUCUUGCAACAGGAACUCUAUGACUCGUGAUGUUUGUAAUGCAAAAUAAAAUGUAUUGACCUAAA
This is a messenger RNA of Phyllopteryx taeniolatus (common seadragon), 4149 nucleotides long. RefSeq names its product DGCR8 microprocessor complex subunit (gene dgcr8). The transcript has 14 exons. The record is from RefSeq and is a predicted model, not a curated record. NCBI's taxonomy places the organism in Eukaryota, Metazoa, Chordata, Actinopteri, Syngnathiformes, Syngnathidae. Gene Ontology annotation, molecular function: primary miRNA binding; double-stranded RNA binding; heme binding. The coding region runs from base 418 to 2760 and encodes 780 amino acids. Gene Ontology annotation, cellular component: microprocessor complex. Gene Ontology annotation, biological process: primary miRNA processing.